AUGUAUUCGAGUGAUUUUGAUGAUGAUGAUGACAGUUAUUCUAGGCAGCAUCACCACUACUUUCGUAAGUUGGGCAUGAUGGAGUGGCUGACAAUCAUCUUAUCAUUGAUUGGCAUUAUAGUGGUACUGGUGCUUCUUUGCCGCUGCUGUCAGCGCAGCAAAAAUCAAGGACAAAUAAUUACUCAACCUCCGCCCCCAGCACCGCCAGGGCCGCUUACGACGGCACCUUAUCCACAACAGCAGUUCGUAGCGGCUUAUCCAGUAUCGUCACCGUACCAUCCGUCUACAUACGCGGUACAGAUGCCGCUACCGGGGCACUCCACUGCGACUGUAGUAAUACCUCCCUACCCGCUACAGAACACGUCCGCGCCCGCGCCACAUCACCACGCGCCCACCGCGCCCGACCUCAACGCGCUCCCCCCUUCAUAUGAGCAAGCGACGGGCACGCACUUGAAGCAAUCACCAUACAAUCCUGGUUACUUAGCCUAA
Molecule: messenger RNA, 489 nt
Organism: Diatraea saccharalis (sugarcane borer)
Lineage: Eukaryota; Metazoa; Arthropoda; Insecta; Lepidoptera; Crambidae
Source: the annotation of a GenBank genome assembly